Messenger RNA from Protobothrops mucrosquamatus (brown spotted pit viper), 4425 nucleotides. It is a transcript of the gene SYDE2, whose product is annotated as synapse defective Rho GTPase homolog 2. Lineage: Eukaryota; Metazoa; Chordata; Lepidosauria; Squamata; Viperidae. The record is from RefSeq and is a predicted model, not a curated record. The coding region runs from base 1 to 4425 and encodes 1474 amino acids. The transcript is spliced from 9 exons. Gene Ontology annotation, biological process: signal transduction.
AUGGCUGACCCUCUGCGUAGGACUUUCUCCAAGCUGCGAAGUAGGAGGUCGCAGCGAGUAGCCACCGGCGCCGCCGGGGAAGCUGCCGGCGACCCCGGCGAGAGCUGCAGCACGAGCGUCGGAGCCCUUGGAGGGAAAGCCCAGCGGAACCUGCACCUCCUCCAUCCCUCCUACCGGGAAAACGGAGUGGCGACCCAAGCGUGCCCCGGGCUGGGAAGCCAGGUGGGCGGUUGCGAGGUGCUCCUCGUGUCCCCGCUGGAAGGGUCGGCCUUGCGGGACUCGGCUGCCUGGUCCCGGCGGGGAAAGGCGGAGAUGCCUGGAGAAAAGUUACCGGGAGCCGCCGUGGCCCGCGCUUGCCCUCCGAGAAAGCGCGCGGAAGGCACGGCGCUGCAGCAGGCGAGCCCCCCGGAACUCCGCGCGCCUCCGCUGGCGGCCGAACUCUGCUUCUCCUCGUCUUCCUUUUUCCCGAGGGGCGCGGAGCCUCGGCCGGCCCUGGAGUGCGCUGGCGGGAGCGAAGACGACGACUAUUACGAUAACCAGAGGCUGCCUGGCUGGGGCUGCCAAGGGACGGCCCGAACGCCCGAAGCAGCGGCGCGGGGAAACAAGCGAGGCGACGCGGCCGCCGUUCCGGGUGCAGGCGGCGGCACCACCGGAGCCAACGGAGCGCGAGAGAGCACCGGCAAACUGCGAAGCCAGCUCCAGGAGGCCUAUUACCUGUUGAUCCACGCCAUGCACGACCUGCCUCCGGCCAGCCCCACCACUGCAGGUCCGUCGCCCCAGCCUGCUAGCCAUCUGCCCGCCUCUGAGGCAGCAGGGAGUGAUGAUUUACGCUGGUCUUUCUCCUGCGGCGGGGACGGAUGCUCCCAGUUGCAAAGAUCCGAUCCCAGUGCCCAAGGCUCAGCCGAGAAUCCCACCUGGCGCCAGGGCAUCAGCAAGAGUCUGGAGAGCCUCUGCUUUGCCCAGCCUUCCACUUCCAAACUGCUGCUCCCGCCCAGAUGUCGGAGCGAAGGUGCGCUCCAGUCUCUGUCUCAAGAGCCACUGGAGCCCCUUGGCCACCUGCUCCUGGAACCUCAAGAGCUUGGCACCAGCCAGGAAACCUGCUUCCUUGCAGCUGCCACCCAGGGCUCUGGCGACAACAGCUGUGAGAAGAGCUUCAGCAGCCAGGAAGCUCAUCCCUCAGGGCUCCGGGAAGACCUGGAGGAGCUCUUGGCUCCUGAACUGUAUGCUGCCCAGGGCAAAAGGGUGGAUCCAGCAAGAGCAGCCGGGUGUAGCCAGGAGGGAAGUCCCCAGCACCCCUCAGCAGACGCCUCCCCAGGCCCCUUCAAGCCACCUGCUGUGACUGUUCGGAAGCUACAGAAAUGGAUGUACAAAGGACGCCUGCUCUCCUUGGGCAUGAAAGGCCGGGGUGGGACAGCUGGGAUGUCCCCCCCAUCUUCCCGCACCAAGGCCCGAGUAUCACCUUCAGACCAAAGAAUCUUGCUGGCAGAGCUGAUCGAAAAUGUUUACAUACCUUCUGUGAGCAGAAGAGAACUUAAGAACUUGAAAUCCAGUGAUGUUUCCGAGUGCAGGCCUCAGGUUGCUAGCAUUACUGUGUCCAAGAAGCGGAACUGGUUACAUCAAAGUUCUCUGAGAGUACCUAGUUUGGAAAGAGGAAACUCUUACAAGAAAAUUUCAGGAGAAAAUUACCAGGUACUGAAAUCUUCCAGUCCUUUCUUUGAGCCAAAAAUGCCUCAGACUUUUUCCAAAUUUCUAGGACAGGAAAACCCUAGAGGAAGAGUCAAUUCUGUACAUGCUGCUGGGAAUGGAACAAGACCUUUGGCAUUACAAAAAUGUACUUUAGAUUUUGGUGAAGAUAACGAUGCAGAUGAUGAAGGAGAAAUAUGGUACAAUCCUAUCCCUGAAGAUGAUGAGCCCGAGUUCCCCUGUUUUCUAGGUAGCCAUAAUAAUCACUUGGACCCCCAAGCCUUGAAUUACAAAAUAGCACCUGGGAAUGAUUUAAUCAAAGUCAUAGGGCAUAAUGAAGGCCUUCCUCAAUCCUUAGACUGUUCUGGAAAUGGUCAGCCUAGAGAAACCAGUCAAAUAGAAAAUGUGCAUUCCGUGGAAUGUUUGCAAACACAAAAGCCAAAGCCUGUAUGCGAUACUCUGACUGGCUCUGCAAUGGACGAAGGUCUUAAAGCUACUAUGGGAGGUCCUGGAAUCACGUCUGCAAACAAGGCGGAGACAGGAACUGCAGAAUAUUCUCCUCCAAGCCCAAGCCCAUUGAAAAAAGGUGGCUCAAUAAACUGGCCUUUCCCUGAUAAAAUAAAAUCCCCAAGAACCGUCAGGAAACUUUCCAUGAAGAUGAAAAAAUUGCCUGAACUCAGCAGGAAGCUCAGUGUCAAAGUAAAUUCAAGCCAUAAUAGCUCGGACAAUUCUUUGUUGCUUAAAAAUAAUUGCCAGGAAGUAAGCCAUGCACCGUUAGCUUCUUCUGGAAAUGUAACAGCAGCUGCUAGCAGGAAUGUCAUAAGCCGGUAUCAUCUUGAUAGCAGUGUAUCCUCUCAACACAGCUAUAAAAAGAAAAACAGGGGGACUUCCAAAUCCUCCAGCAAAGGGGGCUACCUCAGUGAUGGAGACUCUCCUGAGCUUAUAGCAAAAUCAGGGAAAUAUGCAGCUGAAAGGAAAGGAAAGGAAGUAUUUGCAGGUAACAUGGGUAAUAAAUCAGAAAUAGACAUUGAUGCUUUUCGACACUACACUUUUGCUGACCAACCCAAAUGUUCCCAGUACAUAUCUGGACUCAUGAGCAUUCAUUUCUAUGGUGCAGAGGAUCUGAAACCACCAAGGAUGGACUCAAAAGAUGUCUUCUGUGCAAUUCAGGUAGAUUCAGUAAAUAAAGCAAGGACCGCUUUGCUGACUUGCAGAACAACAUUUUUGGACAUGGAUCACACUUUCAACAUAGAGAUAGAAAAUGCUCAGCAUUUAAAAUUAGUGGUUUUUAGCUGGGAGCCCAUGCCAAGGAAAAACCGGGUUUGCUGCCAUGGUACGGUAGUUCUUCCUGCUCUUUUUCGUGUGACGAAGACUCAUCAGUUGGCAGUAAAACUGGAGCCCAGAGGUCUUAUCUAUGUCAAGCUAACUCUUCUGGAACAGUGGGAGAAUUCUUUUGGUGGAACAAAUGGAGAACGAGAACCGAUACUCUUUGGAAUUGAUGCUCGGAAAGUUGUUGAGAAGGAAAAUGAAGGUUUGAUGGUUCCUCUCUUGAUGAAAAAGUGCAUUACGGAGAUUGAAAAAAGAGGUUGCCAGGUUGUAGGGCUGUACCGUUUAUGUGGGUCGGCAGCUGUGAAGAAAGAACUCCGAGAGGCAUUUGAGAAGGAUAGCAAAGCAGUUACUCUGUGUGAAACUCAGUACCCAGAUAUAAAUGUGAUAACAGGUAUCCUCAAAGAUUAUUUAAGGGAGUUGCCUUCUCCAUUGAUAACCAAGCAACUUUAUGAAGCAGUGUUGGAUGCCAUGGUAAAAAGACCUUUGAAAAUGACAGCAAAUGGAUGUGAAAAUGAUUUGAAUGAUUCAGAAUAUACAAUGGCUCUCUUGGAUUGCCUGCCAGAAGUUGAGAAAGCAACCCUAAAGAUGCUCUUGGACCAUCUGAAACUGGUGGCUUCAUACCAUGAAGUAAACAGAAUGACUUGCCAGAAUUUAGCGGUGUGUUUUGGGCCUGUAUUACUUAGUCAGUGGCAGGAAACUACGAGCCACAACAACAGAGUGUUCACUGAUUCAGAAGAACUGGCCAGUGCCUUGGAUUUCAAAAAACAUAUAGAAGUUUUACAUUAUCUGCUCCAGUUGUGGACAGUGCAACAUCCAUCAGCUGAAGAGUCAGCCUUGCUGGAGCAGCAGUCCUCUGUGAACUAUCUGAGGCCUAAGAAACAGCGGCCUCAAAUGUUAAAUUUAAGCGAAGUGUCUGGGAUCUUGCGAUCCAGGCCAGCCAGACUGGACAGCCCUUCAAGCAACCGCUAUGCUGGAGACUGGACGGCUUGUGGAGAGAACUACUUUGUCAGUCCCAAAGAAGCUCUGAGCGAAGCAGACUAUGAUGAUGUUCCUUCAGAAGAGGCAGAAAGUGGAGAUGAUGGCAGCAAAGCAGAUGCUUCUAGAACACUGCUCCGGCGGCCCAUUUGUGUAUCCAAAGAACAUACCUUUCAGGCCUAUCUGACAAUGCAAACAAUGGAUUCUGCAGUGAACCAUCAAGUUAACCUCAAAAACUUGCAAGAAAGCAUUGAUACUCUGAUAGGCAACCUGGAACGGGAACUCAAUAAAAACAAGCUCAACUGGUAUUGUGCUGGUUACAGUCCUUGGUGCCAAAUAAGUGCACCCGAUGGCCUGAACCAAAUUGGCAAAUCUACUGUAAAUUAUUCCAAUGUUACUGGACAUUCUUUAAAUAGGAUGCUCUUGAAUCACUCCUAA